Molecule: messenger RNA, 7724 nt
Organism: Sinocyclocheilus anshuiensis
Lineage: Eukaryota; Metazoa; Chordata; Actinopteri; Cypriniformes; Cyprinidae
Gene: sorbs2a
Product: sorbin and SH3 domain containing 2a
Exons: 27
Coding region: 524-6166 (1880 amino acids)
Cellular component (GO): plasma membrane
Molecular function (GO): protein binding
Source: RefSeq, a predicted model, not a curated record
UCCAUCUCACAGGCUGUGCUAUAAAAUACUCCUCUUCCCUGAGCAACAAGCAACGACUGGAUGAUGUGUGGAUGAAGUCUCUAUGAAGGACUAACCUCACGUGCUCAUACGCGCAAGCGUCGCGUCGGUUUGAGUAUGCACAACGAAUGUGAUCUUGCGUUCCCGUCUCCUCCUUCUCCUCCUCGAGCCGACACUGAGAGGCGUUUCGUCAUGUGUAAAGAGACAGUUUUACCGCAAUGCUAUUUCAAUAGCUCUCUAGCUCUACACGAGAGCCACUGACCCAAGAGGAAAGGGUGGUGCCGCGCACUGGCAUAGUCCAUUUAUCUGGAGUCGGCUCAGCAGACAAGAACCGAGCAGAGCAGGUGUGCGCUUUCAGUCUGGAUUCAGAGCUCCUCUCUCUCGUCUCUGACUUUGAUGGACUUACAUGCGGCGCGUUAGCUGCGGUGGAUGACUCCAUAUGCGCGUUUAUUGCUCAGGGUGAAAGUGUCCUUCUUCAGAACACAGUUCAGUGGAGAUCUUCAUUAUGAACACAGAUAGCGGAGGACGUGCUCAUAAAAGAGCGUCCCUGUCGCUCACUCUCUGGCCUGUGAAGAGGGUCCAGAUCUCACCCAACCUGUACGCAGCUGCAGGUAGUGAUUCCCAGUCAUCAGAUUCAGAUGCCUGGCGUUCACGUAGUGUGUCUGAAGGGUUAAGGAAUGGAGAUGCCAGUAGCUCGUCCUUGAUUUCUAAAGGCUUCCGCAGCGUUAGACCGAACCUACAGGAUAAGAAAUCUCCCACACCGGUCCCCUUGCCGCCCCCUCGGAGAGAGAGCUAUCACAUGACCCCUAACCCCCCAUAUUACAGUUCCCUUGCAAUGCUGUCAGACACCUCCCUCUCUCCCCCACAGAGUCAUGAUAUAAUUUCCACAGGCUCUUACACCUCCUCGUACUCAUACUCUAAGACCACACGAACCUCCACUAGCACCCCUGGAGCCCCCCUGGAGGAGCCCCCCUUGUCCCAACAAGCUAAUGCUAACAGUUUUAUCACUCGGGUUCUGGGAAACAAAUUGUCAUCUUCAAAAUUUACCACUGACCAUCUAAAUGCAGCACCUAACAAGACAAACAUGAUUAAAACUGACCCUAAGUCUAAAACUAAGCCAAAAAGUACAACUGCUCCCCCAGCUCAAGACCCCACUGCAACUUCUGAAACACACGAAGCUUCUCUCUCUAUCCAGUUAGUUCCCCGCAGUCCAGAACCCCAAGCAGAGACCCAGUCAGGGUCUGAAAUUGAAUCCAAGAAAAACACAGUGGCCCUCGCUGACCCUACGCGAGCCCCUGUUGUACCACCAAGACCAGCGAGAAGUUUGGUGUGUGAGUUUUCCCCUGUAAGAGGGAGCAUCGGGCCGCUCUCUUCUGGACCGCCUUCCCCAGACCCAUCAGCUCGCCGGUCACCGUAUAGCCGGGCCAGUCAGGAUUCCCCUGACUUCCUUUCAGGGCUAUUGCCCAAAGCCCUCUCACCGACACCCUACGCCCCUCUGGAACGUUCCAGGCUAAUGUCGGCCUCACCUGCUCCGUCACCAGUAACUGUGUCGGCGCUGAGUCAUUAUUCAUCAUCCACGGCUGGGCUGGAGGAGCUGCGGAUCUGUGGCAUGGACUCCUCCCCUGCGGCCACGCCCACCCCAUCCCCCACACUCAGCCACGCCUCCAAUACCCCUGACGAGCUUCCUACCGCCCUGUCAGCUGCCACGGGCACUAACGGUCAGAUGGCAAUGAAUGGAAGCUCUCAAUCUCAGAGGCCCUUUUCUCCACCUGUUUACCCACCUCCACCCCCAACCCUCAGCCCAGGACUGGUAAAGAUCCUGCAGGAUCGUAGUUCAGAGGGUUCAGAGACGGUGAAGAGAGAGACUGUUGUCUCUGGUGAGACAGUGGUCAGUAGCUCUGUGCCCAUCGCUCGUUUCUCAGAGGAAGAGAAGAAGGUGUCCGUCAUAAAAGCGCCCCAUUACGAAGGCAUUGGACCAGUGGAUGAGUCAGGUAUUCCCAUCGCCAUCCGAACGACCGUGGACAGACCCAAGGACUGGUACAAGACCAUGUUCAAACAGAUCCACAUGGUUCAUAAAGCAGAUGAUGACUAUGCAGACACAUAUAAUGCAACAUACGCUGUCAUAAACAACGAUAAUCACCCUCCUGUCCAUGCCCACCCGCCCCCUCGAACGCACACCUACCGGCCUCUCUCUAGAAAUACCUCAGACACGCCAGACCGUGCCGCCCACCGGGAGCUCUCACCAUCCCCCGUGCCCCCUCCGCCCCCUCCCAUGCCCUCUCUCCUCCAGCUCCGCUCAAGAGACAUGGACAGAGAGAAAGAGUUCUCACACGACCCAAAUGAGUGGGGUCCUCCAGAUCGAAAAGUGGAUACGCGUAAAUACCGGGCAGAACCACGGAGCAUCUUUGAGUAUGAGCCUGGCAAAUCCUCCAUCCUUGAGCAAGAAAGGCCGACAUUUGAUUUAAACCCAGAUGACAUAGAUUUAGAGAACGAGCCUUGGUUUAAAUUCUUUUCCGAAUUGGAGUUUGGACGGCCGCCUCCUAAAAAGAGGUUGGAUUAUAAUCCUGACUACUCCACACAUGCUGUGGCACAGUCAUCCCUCUAUCUCUCGUCUUCGGAACGACCUGAUGGGCCUUCAAGUUCUGCAAGUGACUACAAGAAAAGGCGAAAGUCGGAACCAUCUGUCACUCAAGCCAACACAGGAAGUGAGCAGAAUGCACGUCAAGUAUUUUCCCACCCACUGGACUCUAAUAAAGCACAGACACUGAAGAAGCCCACCAUACGUUCCUCCCCCUCCUCACCAUCCAGACCCAAAGCUGGAGACGCUAGUGAGUCACUCUCCUCCUGUAUGAGCUCUCCAGGUAUGGAGCGCCCUUCCUCUCGUCUCUCCUCAGACUCCCUCACUAUCUCCACACCAACCUGGCGUGGCUCCAAGCGCUCCAUCUGCUUCAAGAACGGUUGGCAGACAGGCCGACAUGAAGCUGCAGAGACUUGGAGUAGUGUUGACGAUGAAUCUGUCGUGACUCCGUCAUCACCACGGCUCAAAUCGCGUAGCUGUGAUGAUUUGUUGUCUGAUGGACAUGGUGCUAGUAAUGGAGGGAGAGCAUCCACUUCUGUGACUACCACUCGCUCUGAAAGUGCAGGUUCAUUGCUCGAUGAAGACGCUCCACAGACGCCUCAAGUAAAAAGUCUUACCUCAUCUCCCAGGGGGCGCCGACAUCACCGCCGUAAGAUGCCACAUGAUACUCCAGGUUUCCUUCAGCUCUACAAGAAAAUGCACCACAUAGACCGUGAGCAGCUGUUGCCCUCAGAGGUGAUUCGUUCUGUACGUGCACGGAUCCUUGAGCUGGAACGGCUACAGCAGCAACAGAGGCACAACCUCCAUGGUUGGGCACCUUUCGGUAAUGAGGUACCUCAACACAUGGUCCCAAACCUUAUAUCAGAAUAUGAACAGCUCAUCCAGAAAUCAAAGUCAAUGCCAGACCUUGGUGACGAAAAUGCUCCUUCGGGCACCACCACACCAGGGUCCUCAAGGGCCAGCAGCUGUCCCAAACGACGCUUUUCUGUGGAAUCACUUUUAGAGGAAGAGGAUCCUCCAGAAAGGGCUCGAAGUCCCCCUGAGGGACAGCCAAAACCGGGACCAGACAGCAGUAGCCUGGUGCCAAUUCAUGGGAAGAACCAGAGGCAUCAAGACUACUCGGACAGUGAGCAGGACGCCUGUGCCUCCGAAAUGAGCGACAUCCACAUAGAAGGAUCUUCACUGUGUAGUGAAAGUGACCUGGAUCAUUGCUCAUUUACCUCAUCGGAGAGCUUUUACGGUUCUGGGCAACAUCACCAUCAUGGACACCAUCACCAUGGACACCGUUACCAUCGCCACCAUCACAUGCACCAGAGUGUCGGUCAGAGUCAAGGUUACCAACACCGCCACCUCAUCAGUUCAUGUAAGGGUCGCUGUCCAGCAUCCUAUACACGAUUCACCACCAUGCUAAAACAUGAGCGACAACAAGAAAGGGCUCGGCAGGAGUCCCACCCUGCCUCUACAUCUCCGCUAGCCCAGCAGUCACCCAGUGAGUCAGGCCUUUCCAAACUGGCCUUUCUGGUCAGCCCUGUGCCUUUCCGCCGGAAACGAGGCUCCCCACCGACCCAACGACGACAUUGCAGAAGCGGUCGGCCAAAAUCCAAAACUGCAAUUUAUGAGGCUUUAGAUGCCGCUUUGCAGGACAUUUAUGACCACAUAAGGGCAGAAAAGGGGCAGGGACCAGCAAGGAUGCCAGAUGAUAGCAUAUUGCAGCGGUUAUUGGAGGAGUUGAUACCAGACGUGCCCAAGCGUAGCUCCUCCUUGCGGGCUCAGAGAGGGUCCGGCUCACCCUCCUCGCCCCACGUCCACCAGCCUUAUCAUGGAGCCCACCAAUGUGCCUCCUACCAGCAGCAACACCACCAUGCAGACGCCUCCAACAACAACCAGCAUAAUGCUAAUGCUAAUGUGCACUGCUAUUCAGAUCAGGGCUGUGAUACAGGACGUCUCGCACCACAAAGCAGAAGACCCACGCCAGAAAGAGAGGUCUCCUCUAAGCAGAUGACCUAUCUUAUAUUGUCUUCUCUCCUCCAUCAGAAACAGUCUGCCAGGGCUAUUUAUGAUUUUAAAGCUCAGUCUGCCAAGGAACUCUCUUUUAAGAAAGGUGAUGCUGUCAACAUCAUCAGACAAAUUGACAGUAACUGGUAUGAGGGGGAACACAGAGGAAGGAUUGGAAUUUUCCCCAUCUCUUAUGUCGAGAAGGUCGCAUCUCCAGAGCGGAUUCAGCCUGUCAGGCCUCCUCCUCCAGCUCAGGUUCGAGAGAUUGGAGAGGCCAUAGCACGAUACAAUUUCAAUGCUGACACUAACGUGGAGCUUUCUCUUAGAAAGGGGGAGCGAGUGAUCCUUCUAAGGAAGGUGGAUCAGAAUUGGUAUGAAGGAAAGAUUCCUGGCUCAAGCAAGCAGGGCAUUUUCCCUGUGUCCUAUGUCGAUGUGAUCAAGGGCUCUCCUUCCAAGAGCCCCAGUCACCAAGGAGACACACACACAUAUAAGGCACAUAAGUACAAUACAGAGCCCUCCCAUUUGCAAUGUCUUGAUUCUGCCACUGGGACACACUUUCAAACAGUCACUAGUGAAUGGCUGUCCCUCACGUUGGGAGUUUCCACCACUUACCCAUCUUCCUGUGGCAGUCCAGUCCCACCCACCCCUCCUCCAUUACCCAGCAAUCUACACUACACAGGCCCCCAAUCCCCUGCUUCACUUGUGCAAAGGUUCACCCCGCCACAAAACCUUUCCCCUUUUGUGGAUGCAAAAGAAUGCUCCCCUUUUCCUAGCCAAGGACCAAUCACUUCAGAGUCCUCAAAUAUUUCCCUUUAUUCCCAUGAACGUCUCUACAGAGAUAAACUGACAGCAAUAGAUGUACCAGAUACAUUAAUUCCAGUGAAACAGAUCACAGACCAUACUCAAGAGCUGUUAAGAAUGGAACAAAAGAGUCAUGAUGGUAUAAAGCUCUUAAAAGAUAUGUAUUUAAAGGAGCAAAGCUUGAUACGAAAGUAUGACCCAUCCAGGCUAAUAAAUGAACCUGAUCCAUAUGGCGAGCUUAUGUCGAUGUUUCUGAAAAAUCAACUCUAUAAUGAACUUGAAUUCAGAUUGGGCAAUCGAUCAAAAAGCAUGGCUAAUCAAGAAGCAUUACCUAAUAAGCCACUGUCCAUCAGUCCAAGCCACAAAUCAGAAAAUACACUGGAUAAGAAUCAUGAUAUCCAUAAGAAAAAGGCUGAGGAGCUGCUGUCAGUCAUUUUGAAUAAGAAAACUGAGUUUGACGGUCCAGUAGCUGCUCUAAAGUGGGAGGAACUUCCUGAGUUGUACAUAAAGGAAGAGGAUGAUGAAACAAACAACAGAUCAGGCUUGGAGACAGUUUCAAAAAAAGAGAAAAUGAUGCAGGAUUCUCAGCAUUCAGGUGGUGAGCCCUUCCAAGCUGUGUACAACUAUGUGCCUCGUAAUGAGGAUGAGCUGGAGCUGAAGGAGGGGGACGUUAUUGAUGUCAUUGAGAAAUGUGAUGAUGGCUGGUUUGUGGGUACCUCUCGGAGAACCAGCUUAUUUGGAACGUUCCCAGGAAACUAUGUUAAACCGCUUUAACAAAGAGGAAACAAUGGCACAAAUACGGCCACUCCAGUGCCUACUGUGUAGGGCCAAUGAGGCACCUCACCUUUGAGAACAUGUGUGUGUCCAUAUGUGUGAGUGUGUUCACAAACACAACAGUUUUAGCUCUGCCAUGUCCGCACAGACAAACCACUGAAGUUUAUUUCACUUUGAGCACUUUGUUUUCUUGUCUCCUUGCUGUUCCUUCAUCUGCUAUUCUGACAACAGCACAUUCAUCAAUGUUUUUUUCCUGUUAUUUUGACAUUUUGUUCAUUUCCGGGAUGCGGUAGCUCAGAGUUAGUACGGUGAGGAUUCAGGCAGCCUCAGUACUGAGUGAAGUCAGUAGAUCAGUAUGAAUGAUACUGAGAAGAAACCUCAGGCAUCAGUGUUGAACUGAGUGUGUGUGUAUUAUCUGUGUGUUGUGUAAUAAACAGUGCAAGGUUAAUAGCAAUAGAGACCACUGGUUAUAGAUGAGGAUUGAUAGUUUCAUUAAAAUGAGCUAAAGGCAAUAUCAUGGACAAUUAUGAAAUUGCUCAUUCCCCUUGUGUGUGGCCAAAAUUAACAAGUGAUAGGAACAGAUGUGUUUUAACCAUUAAUUGUAUAGAUAACAAUACUUUUGCCAUACAGAAUUACAAAAUAACUGUCAUGGAGCAAUUUUGUUAUUGUCUAAGUGGCAAUCGUUAGUAUAGGAUACUGUUCGUAUAAUUAUCAGUGCAUUGUGGGUAUUUGUAUAAGUUGUCUUUAAAAAGAAAGUGCAUUGACAUUCUGGAAAGGAAAGAUGCUUUUAUUGAAUUUGGUACUUUGGAACUUUUUUCUAAUGUUUACUUGAGAAUUUUAUGAACGGACUGAGUUUUAGAAUUGUGAGUGAAUCACCUGACUUUAAUACAGUAUAAAAACAUGUAAAUUAAUAUUCAAUCAUUGCUUGUUUUAGUAAUGAAUGGCAACAAUGUUAAAAGGUGAGCCUGCUAUGAUGUUUAAUUGUUUUAUUUGUUAACCUAAAUUAAUUUAUCUAAAGCAUAAUUUUCUCCUUUUUUUGAAAGUUUGAUCUCUGAUAUAAAACUGAAAUGAUGCAAUUUAUCUGCCACAUUUCUCAUGAGUUUCACUCCUUUCAAAUUGCAUCAUAAAAUGCAAUAGAGAGAGCUGUUGGUCUUUGAUGAAUGUUUGUAUGCUUGGCUGGCGUUCAAAAUGUUUUAGUUUUUGAAGGAUUUGUAUAUCAGUAUUUUCUGUAUCACUUGUGUUCUCAUCUGAAAGCAUAUAGCUUGUAUUGCAUCAGCUUUUACAAGUACGCAUAUUCAGUAUAUGGAAAAGGGUGUCUAUGAAUUUCACAGACAGCAGAGCAAUCUUAAAGCACCUUAAACAUUUAUUAGUUCUAUUAUUUUUGUUUUCUUUAAGGUUGAAGUGUGUAAGAAUGUCAGUAAUGAAAUAUUGUUGCAUUUCGUUGCUUAAUAUGCAGAGAGCUAUGAGGAAACCUUUUUGUUGACUUGAGCACAAUCAGUGGGCGGGGCUUUCUGUUUGGCUGACCAAUGGCAGAUGGGAAGGAAACCUGUUUGAAAAC